Lactuca saligna is the source of this 1050-nucleotide messenger RNA. The record is from the annotation of a GenBank genome assembly. Lineage: Eukaryota; Viridiplantae; Streptophyta; Magnoliopsida; Asterales; Asteraceae.
AUGGUCCGCCGCAAACCACCGCUCUCUUCCUUUCUCCUCCUCCUCUUCUCCACCAUCGCCAUUGCCACCGCCACCUCUAUUUCGCAAAGAUUUAAAGAAGCUCCCAAGUUCUACAACGCUGCAGAAUGCCCCCACACCGACAUUGACUACGACACCGACACUUUGACCACCUACGAUGAUUCCGCCGUUCACGUCGCCAUGACCCUCGACGUUACCUACAUCCGCGGAUCAAUGGCCGCCAUACUUUCCGUCCUCCAACACUCGUCCUGCCCACAGAACAUUAUCUUCCACUUUGUCACCUCCGCUUCUUCAGACGCGUCACUCUUACGCGCCACCAUCGUUACUUCGUUUCCUUACCUGAAAUUUAAAAUUUACAGGUUUGAUGAUUCUUUUGUCGCCGGACUUAUUUCUACCUCCAUACGUUCCGCCCUCGACUGCCCACUCAAUUAUGCUCGGAGUUACCUUGCUAAUAUACUCCCACCUAACGUUCGUAAAGUCGUGUAUCUUGAUUCCGACCUGGUGGUCGUCGACGACAUUGCAAAGCUCGCCGCCACACCCCUCGGAUACGACUCCGUCCUCGCGGCACCGGAAUAUUGUAACGCUAACUUCACGUUCUACUUCACACCUUCUUUCUGGUCAAACCCGUCUCUAUCUUUAACCUUUGCCAAUCGGAAAGCUUGUUACUUUAAUACCGGCGUAAUGGUUAUCGAUCUAGACCGGUGGCGUGCUGGUGGUUACACAACAAAGAUUGAAGAAUGGAUGGAACUGCAGAAAAGAAUGAGAAUCUACGAACUGGGUUCUCUUCCACCGUUCUUGCUUGUUUUUGCCGGAAAGAUAGCUCCGGUGGAUCACAGAUGGAACCAACAUGGACUUGGCGGUGAUAAUUUCCGGGGUCUUUGCCGUGAUCUACAUCCGGGACCGGUGAGUCUAUUACAUUGGAGUGGUAAAGGGAAGCCAUGGGUGAGACUUGAUGCAGAAAGGCCAUGUCCUCUGGAUGCACUUUGGGCUCCAUAUGAUCUUUUAAAACCUCCAUUUUCGUUUGAUUCUUGA